UAUGUUGGAGUACUGUGCACGCACGUGCGGCAGAGAAGUUUCUCACGUAUAAUGUAUUCGCGCUCUGUACAUCUCUGUGCACUUUUUUUCCAUCUCAAGUUUCUCGCUGUUAUACAUUGGGAGUUGAAAUGAACUGAACUCCCGCCGAACUCUUGGAUCUCUUUCUCUCUAUCGCUACUCUGAUCAGGGAUAACUUGUGGUUAUUGGAAGUUUAAGCGUAAUGGCAACGAAGCUCUCGACGUUGUUUCUGAGCUCUGGAUUUGGUUCUUUGAGCGGAAAACUAGCGGAUAAUUCACAGUUUCCUCACUCUUCCCGUUACUUGCUUAAUGCUUCAUGUAAAAUGCGACCUCGCAAUCUCAGUUCCCGGCGCAAGAGGAAACAAUUGAAGAAAGCCUCCUAUGAACAUUUGUCAGUGCAAGCUGAUUUUCAUCCAAAUGAUGACGAGGACUCUGAAACUGAAAUUGUGGUGGAGAGGGUUCCAAUUUUGAAUCAGGAGAGCUUGUCUAGUGCUGUUGUCAACACUAGCUUAGCUGUGCAGCAUGUUAGCGAGAAAGAAAUAAGUGGUCUAACUGAACCUUCGGUAAAUCUGAAAUUUCAGACCGAGAAAGUUGACAUUGAAGGAUCAAAUACAGGUGUUCAACUUGAAGAUUUGAUUGGGAUGAUAAAAACUGCAGAGAAAAAUAUCCUUCUACUCAACCAAGCUCGGGUUCAUGCCCUGAAAGAUCUUGAAAAGAUCCUUGCUGAAAAGGAGGAAUUGCAGAGAGAGAUCAAUGGUUUGGAAAGGAGAUUAGCAGAAACGGAUGUUCAAAUUAAAGCGGAUGACCAAGAAAAGGUACACGUGGAGCUGUUGGAAGACCAAUUUGAAAAGUUGCAGAAGCAGCUAAAUUUCAGUGGUGGUACUGAACUCAGCGACCUUGGUCUGCAUGGAAACCAGAACAAUGUUCUUACUGAUUCUCUUACUAAGGAGCUUCAUUUACUGAGGUCAGAAAAUGUCAUCCUGAAGAAUGAUAUACAAACACUCAAGGAAGAGUUGAGUAAUGUUAAGAAUGCCAAUCAACAUCUGGUAUUUUUGGAAAAAGAACGGUCAGUUUUGGAGGGUUCGCUGAAAGACUUGGAGCUUAAGCUGUCAACCUCUCAAGAAGAUGUUUCAGAUCUGUCUGCCCUGAAAGUUGAAUGCGAGGACUUGAGGAAGAGGGUAGAAGAUUUGCAAAUCCUGCAAGACAAGGCAACCAAGCAGGAAGAACAAGCUAUUCUGGUCUUGCAACAUAACCAAGAGCUCCAAGAAAAGGUUGAGAAAUUGGAAGAAUCCCUUGAAGAAGCUAACGUCUUAAAAUUGUCUUCAGAAAAGUUUCGGCAAGACUAUGAACUAAUGCAACAAAAAAUAGAUCUAUUGGAGGAUCGCCUUCAAAGGUCUGAUGAAGAAUUGCAGUCUUAUAUCAAAUUAUAUCAGGAAUCUGUGGAGGAGUUUCAAGAUACACUGGAUACCGUCAAAGAAGCAAGCAAGAAAACAGCAGUAGAUGAGCCUGUAAAUGAUAUGCCUUUGGAGUUUUGGAGUCGUCUAUUGCUAUUGAUCGAUGGUUGGUUACUUGAAGGGAAAAUAUCGAAUGAAGAUGCUAAACUGUUGAAAGAGAUGACAUGGAAGAGGGAUGCACGCAUUUAUGAUGCUUAUAUGGCUUGCAAGGAAAAGAAUGAACUUGAGGCCGUGGCUAUCUUUCUUAAUCUGACAUCAUCUCCUAAACGUUCAGGACUCUAUGUCAUCCACAUUGCAGCAGAAAUGGCACCAGUGGCUAAGGUUGGUGGUUUGGGUGAUGUCAUCACUGGUCUCAGCAAAGCGCUGCAAAGGAGAGGGCAUCUUGUGGAAAUUGUUCUUCCUAAAUAUGAUUGCAUGCAGUACAAUCUUAUUAAAGAUUUAAGGCUCCUGGAUAUGGUGCUUGAGUCGUACUUUGAUGGGCGGUUGUUCAAAAAUAAGAUAUGGGUUGGCACUGUUGAAGGUCUUCCCGUUUACUUUAUUGAGCCUCAUCAUCCUGAUAAGUUCUUCUGGAGGGCUCAGUAUUAUGGGGAGCAUGAUGACUUUAAACGUUUUUCAUAUUUCAGCCGUGCUGCACUUGAGUUACUCCUACGGGCUGGCAAGAGACCUGAUAUAAUACAUUGCCACGAUUGGCAAACAGCAUUCAUUGCUCCAUUAUAUUGGGAUUUGUACUACCCGAAAGGAUUGAAUUCUGCAAGAAUUUGUUUUACUUGCCACAACUUUGAGUAUCAGGGAACCGCCCCUGCUUCAGAUUUGGCUUCUUGUGGCCUUGAUGUUGACCAGCUAAACAGACAAGACAGAUUACAGGAUAAUUCUGCUUAUGAUAGGAUCAACCCUGUUAAGGGUGCAGUUGUCUUCUCUAAUAUUGUCACAACAGUAUCACCCACCUAUGCUCAAGAGGUGCGGAGAGCUGAGGGAGGACAUGGUCUCCACUCAACGCUUAAUUUUCAUUCGAAGAAAUUCUUUGGCAUUCUUAAUGGAAUUGAUACUGAUGUGUGGAAUCCUACUACCGAUUCAUUUAUCAAAGUCCAAUAUAAUGCAAAUGAUCUUGAGGGGAAGGCAGAAAAUAAAGAUGCUAUAAGAAGGCAUCUAGGGCUGUCUUCUAUUGUCAGAAAACCUCUGGUGGGCUGCAUAACAAGAUUGGUGCCCCAGAAGGGUAUACAUCUUAUCAGGCAUGCAAUAUACAGAACGUUGGAGCUGGGAGGACAGUUUGUUCUUCUGGGUUCAAGCCCAAUUCCUCAUAUUCAGAGGGAAUUUGAGGGUAUUGCUAAUAAUUUCCAGAGCCAUGAUCAAGUUCGGUUGGUGUUGGCAUAUGAUGAGUCUCUUUCUCAUUGGAUUUAUGCGGGAUCUGAUAUGUUGAUAAUUCCAUCUAUCUUUGAGCCAUGUGGCCUCACUCAGAUGAUUGCAAUGCAAUAUGGUUGCAUUCCUAUUGUACGGAAAACUGGCGGGCUGAAUGACAGUGUCUUUGAUGUUGACGAUGAUACAAUUCCAGCUGAGUUGCGAAAUGGAUACACAUUUUUGACCCCUGAUGAGCAGGGGUUGAAUAAUGCACUGGAACGUGCCUUUAACCACUACAUUAAUAACCCAGGCGGUUGGCAGCAGCUGGUUCAGAAGGCCAUGGACGUAGAUUUCAGCUGGGAAACUUCCGCUUCGCAGUAUGAGGAUCUUUAUUCAAAGUCAGUGGCACGAGCAAGAGCAGUUGCCGCAGGUCGUGCAUAAGGAAAACGUCACUUCUAUUUUUGUUUUUUCAAUCUGUUAUUCAUACUCUAGAGUUCCUCCAUGGAGAGUGCCAGAGCAAACUGUGGUGGAAUAUAUAAUCAUCAAUUUGGUGGCUGAUCCAUGCUUGCUGCGAUGGAAACCUCUGAAUUGGUCACUGAUGAAAACAAAUUCAUGUACACUAGACGGGACACUUAGUCCCUUCUGCCGAAAGGAGAGCUUGAUUAUCAUGAUGGCAACGGCUAUCAUAAUUCAUGGACCUGCUUUUCUUGCUAUAAGGCCAGGGGGAAACCUGCCAUUGUUUUACCUUUUUUUUAUUAUUAUUUUUUUUUACCGAUAUGUAGAUAAUAAUAUUUUGUACAUUAUAAUAGUACUCAGAAUCUUUACCUUGAUCUUUGAAUACAACUUUACCCAAAAUUCAAGC
Molecule: messenger RNA, 3668 nt
Organism: Cucurbita maxima (winter squash)
Lineage: Eukaryota; Viridiplantae; Streptophyta; Magnoliopsida; Cucurbitales; Cucurbitaceae
Product: probable starch synthase 4, chloroplastic/amyloplastic
Exons: 17
Coding region: 221-3247 (1008 amino acids)
Molecular function (GO): alpha-1,4-glucan glucosyltransferase (UDP-glucose donor) activity
Source: RefSeq, a predicted model, not a curated record